This is a messenger RNA of Rhodamnia argentea, 1071 nucleotides long. RefSeq names its product vacuolar protein-sorting-associated protein 37 homolog 1. Gene Ontology annotation, biological process: ubiquitin-dependent protein catabolic process via the multivesicular body sorting pathway; protein targeting to membrane; protein targeting to vacuole. The transcript is spliced from 7 exons. The record is from RefSeq and is a predicted model, not a curated record. Gene Ontology annotation, cellular component: ESCRT I complex. NCBI's taxonomy places the organism in Eukaryota, Viridiplantae, Streptophyta, Magnoliopsida, Myrtales, Myrtaceae. The coding region runs from base 228 to 911 and encodes 227 amino acids.
CCGUGGAUGCGUCAUUCGUAACACGGUAAGUCUUCUAGAGCGAGAAAGCAACACGGGAAAGGGUUCGCGAUAGAGAGCGAUUGAGAGAGUAGAUCCUUCCGCGUAAUCGCGCCUUGACGCUCUCCGGUCUUCCUUCUUCGCCUUCUUCGCCAGCGGCCGUCGAUUGAAUUCUUGGGUUGAUCGAUCGGUUCGUCAAUCGGCUGAUCGCCGGGGAGCUUCUGUUCGCCAUGUUCAAGUUCUGGGGAAAUCAAGAGCAACCAGCUCAACCACACCCACAGGACAGUACUUCACAGUCAUGGUACCCACCUUCUGUAGUUAGCUCUCCCGGUUCUUCCCGUCCCUCAACACCAAGCAGUAGCUCUUCUGGCAGUUUCAAUUAUUUUUCACAGUCCACACCCCAUGUUUCGCCCACUGAGGCUUCGGGCAUCAUAAAUCAUUUGAAAGACAAGAGUGUUGACGAAUUGCGGAAGCUUUUGUCUGACAAGGAAGCAUACCAUCAGUUCAUACUUUCACUUGAUCAAGUGAAGAUCCAAAAUAAUAUACGAGAUGAACUCCGGAAAGAAACCCUGCAGCUUGCCAGGAUGAACUUGGAGAAGGAGCCUCAAAUAAUGGAGCUGAGAAACCAGUGUAGGAUCAUACGGACGACGGAGUUGGCUGCUGCACAGGAGAAGCUCAGUGAACUAGAGAGACAGAAAGAAGAAAUUAUGAAGCUCUUCUCUUCUUCCUCUCUUAUCCAGAAGCUUCAAGAAGCAAUGCGCAAGACGGAGGAGGAAUCUGAAGCUUUGCACGAAAAGCUUCUUAAUAGGGAAGUAGACUUUGGGACAUUUGUGCAGAAAUAUAAGAAGCUGCGGACCACUUAUCACAAGCGCGCACUUAUCCAACUUGCAGCGAAAACAUCUGCAACCGGAUGACAAAUGCGUGGCAAGCAUCAUCCCACAUGAAUGGGGCGGUGAAGAUUUCCUUGUAUUACGGUGUGUUAAACUCAUCUUACAUUUGAUUUUGCUGUGCACAAGACCAUAUCCAUGUAUGUAAACAUUUUCUCUUUCCAAAACUGUCAUCCUCACCUCACCU